AGUUUACCAAUAGGAGUGAGGCAAUCUCACCUUAUCCACACUCCGUCCACAAUCUUUUGUCCCCAUUCAUCAUAUCUUCCACAUCAUAACCAAACCAGCCAUUAAGCCUUGACCAUUUGUGUCUUUGAUCUCUCUUCAGUUUUCAUAUUUUUGCUGAAUCAAUGGCAGCCAUGAACUCCAGUGUCUUGACCUGCAGCUAUGCCAUUUCAGGCUCUGCAGGAUCCUCUGAGCUCAAUGCAAAGAUAUCUUCAAUACCUUCUGUGGCCUCUCCUGGACUCAACAAGCUGCCUGUGAUCAGGGCUCAAAUGGCUCCUGUGCCAAAAGAAUCCAAAAGAAAUGAAGCAAAGAAAGCUGCAAUGGCGUUUUUGGCAGUUACCCUUUUCACGACAAGUGUUGCUUCUUCUUCUUUUUCUGCAAAUGCUGGUGUCAUUGAAGAGUACCUUGAAAAGAGUAAAGUUAACAAGGAAUUGAAUGACAAGAAGAGACUGGCUACAAGUGGAGCAAACUUUGCUAGAGCAUACACAGUUGAAUUUGGAACCUGCAAGUUCCCUGAGAACUUCACUGGAUGCCAAGAUCUUGCCAAGCAAAAGAAAGUGCCAUUUAUCACUGAUGAUCUGCAGUUGGAGUGUGAAGGGAAGGACAAAUUCAAGUGUGGUUCGAAUGUAUUCUGGAAAUGGUGAAACUGAAGAGGGAAAACUCUGAAAAUAUUUGUAUCUUUCUCACUGUGUAUCUAGUUUUCUAUUAAUGGAAGUUGACAUCCCUGGCCUUUGUUUUUAAGAAAAUAGAAUGGUUUUGUGCCCCGAAAAUAAAUGCUGGUAUGAUAGUUAUUUGGAUGUUA
Messenger RNA from Mangifera indica (mango), 838 nucleotides. RefSeq names its product photosystem I reaction center subunit N, chloroplastic-like. The transcript has 3 exons. The coding region runs from base 162 to 680 and encodes 172 amino acids. NCBI's taxonomy places the organism in Eukaryota, Viridiplantae, Streptophyta, Magnoliopsida, Sapindales, Anacardiaceae. Gene Ontology annotation, biological process: photosynthesis. The record is from RefSeq and is a predicted model, not a curated record. Gene Ontology annotation, cellular component: chloroplast photosystem I.